Messenger RNA from Aureobasidium subglaciale EXF-2481, 2007 nucleotides. RefSeq lists its product as uncharacterized. The record is from RefSeq and is a predicted model, not a curated record. The transcript is spliced from 2 exons. NCBI's taxonomy places the organism in Eukaryota, Fungi, Ascomycota, Dothideomycetes, Dothideales, Saccotheciaceae. Bases 10 to 1797 code for a protein of 595 amino acids.
CAGGACGCGAUGUGUUCAACAACUUCAAGCGCCUAUGGUGGCCGAACUCUCGACACUCUACCUCCUGAGGUUAAGGAUGAGAUCUUCUCCUAUUUCCUCUUGGGUAAGAACGUCAAAUAUUCUACCAUGGGCAAACGACCAGGCCACAGAUACAAGGUCGAGACUUCGACCAUGCUUGUCAACAAGAGACUCAACCAAGACGCGUCCAUGUAUGUCCGAAGCCACAACGAACUCGUCCUCAUUCAUGCCAGAUGGUUUGCUUUCGAGGUCGACCAAGGCAAAUUUCUCCCUUACGUCGCUAUCGGAAAUGCGGCCAAGACCUUCAAGUUUCCCAUCGCGGAAGCCACCAUCAAGCACCAGCGUACCAAGUGUGGGUGCACCCCUGGCUCAGACUGUUCUGUCAGGCAGCAGCGAGUGCUAGAGAAGACCACCCGUGCUCUCUUGAUGGCCGAGAAUCUGGACAUCUUCGUCAGACAUCUCAAAUUGGGCUACCACAUCUGGCCUAGCCUUCCUAUCUACAUCCACUCAGUGCCUAGUGACAGGCCCGUCAAAUGGUCGGCCAGUCCAGCUCAGACGCACAUUGACUUUGUUUGGAAGAUCAACAAGCCUAUCCGUCAGGACCUUACUCGUGACGAGCUCCACAAACGUCAAGUGAGACUGUUGGCUCCCAUCUCCAAGCUUGUCAACCAUGGACAGAACGUCAAGAUACUUGGUGCCGAACAUGAUCUUGUCUCUAGCACGGUCAGAGCUAUGACCCCACGUAUACUCUCGCUCGAUGCCGUUGGCUGGGAUCUUUUCGACCUCAUCAAGGCUGAAAAGCAGUACUUGGAUCAGAUACCCAGCCAUCAAACAAUCCAGAAACAUGGACUGAGCGACGCCUACCAGUAUAUCGCUGGCCUCGGAUGGUUCUUCCCUGACAACAACGAACCAACCUCGACGGCCUUCGUCUUCAAGGCUGACUCUCUUGGUCUCAACACAGAGGGUGUUCCCUUGGCAUGCUGGUCCAUGGGAACUGGACACAACGACCAAGACACCUCUUGUUGGCAAUACGGCGUACAGAUCCUCAGCCUCGAGUGCACGCUCGCUCAGGCAAAGAUGGCUUUGGACAUGAAGAUGCAUAAUCCUUGCAAGUUCUUCCUCCACUUCUGCAAGAUGAUUCUGAACAUAGGCUAUUUCGCUUUCCCCGACGAGAUUCAGUCGGUCGUCUGUCAUUACGACUGCUUCCUCUCGCUUUGGCAAUUGGGCCAUCAGAGAUGUCUCAGUGCAUACACUGAUGUCAUGCUUGUUCUGGAUAACAUCUUGUUACAAGGCGCCGCCAAUGGGUUCGAAGACGAGUGUGUUCGUCAGGACAGGGACAGAGUUGCCCGCAUUGUUUCGAGAGAAACCGAGAUUUGCAGCCACGACAUACACAACUUCCCCGGUCUCCAUCGCCGCCAGCGUAUCUGGAACAUGAAGGUCAAUCUCCACCGCCCCGAAGCUUCCAGUACGAUAUCACCGGCCCCUGCUUUAUCUCCUAGCCUGGUUGCCUCAAUCACCCGUAUGGCCGACAAACGUAUAACCGGUCAGGGGUACUCGGACGGGGAUGAGGAUGAUGGGGAUGAGGCCGAGCACAGCGACGAGGGUGAUUCGAAUGAGCUUGAGGGAAGCGACAAGGAUGAUUCGGAUAAUGUUGGGGACAGAGACGAGAGUGUUGACAGUGAGGCUGACCACAUGCCUAUUGGUGUCUUUAACCCUCGUCAUUCUCGCGGGGAGAGCACCUUUGCAUUUCACACCGAGACAAGAUCAGAUGGGACGUGAGUCAGCAUCGUAUGUGAUCCGAACAGACGUUGAUUAGCCUCUACUGCAGGCUUUAGAUAUUGUAUGCAGCAAGUGACAAAGGAGGAGAGUCUCAGAUAGUGGCGAGUAACCGGAAAGUCACAUCAGCAGAGUACACGAUACAUCAUAUCAGCACACGCAAAGUCAUCCAACUCAUUCUAUUUAGCAAUCACACAAUAAAACCAUCACAAG